Molecule: messenger RNA, 3035 nt
Organism: Limanda limanda (common dab)
Lineage: Eukaryota; Metazoa; Chordata; Actinopteri; Pleuronectiformes; Pleuronectidae
Gene: vps35l
Product: VPS35 endosomal protein sorting factor like
Exons: 30
Coding region: 37-2943 (968 amino acids)
Biological process (GO): endocytic recycling
Cellular component (GO): endosome
Source: RefSeq, a predicted model, not a curated record
CAGGAAGUACCAAGAGGGUCAUAUGACUAAAGAAAGAUGGCCGCGGUGCAGUGGCGCUCCCGCGGGCGCAGCUAUGAGGCCGAGCUGCAGAAGUGUCGUCCUGAGGCGGCUCUGGUUGAGUUUGGAGACUACCAUCCCAUCAAGCCCAUAAUGGUGACUGAUACAAAGACCCGCCGUGGGGCUCGUAAAGGAAGCACCUCCUCCACUUCCUCCUCCUCUUCCUCAGUGCCCCCGGACCCCCUCAGCUCCAUGCUGGAUGGGACUGACCCCUUGUCCAUGUUUGCAGCAGCCUCAGCCAUUGAACCUCCAGCCAUUUCACACAGCGCCUCCACAGGGGACCUCGGAAGGAAGAGGAGGGAGAAGGAUGAAGAGGCCGUGGGACCCGACUUUGAGCCCUGGUCAUCGAAGCGUGGAGACAUCCUGGCCCGGUUCACCACCACCGAAAAACUCUCCAUCAAUCUUUUCAUGGGCUCUGACAGAGGAAAAGCUCCCACUCCAGGAACCUCAGCUGUUUCAGAGAAAGUCCGCACACGCCUGGAGGAACUGGAUGAUCUGGAAGAGGGUUCCCAGAGAGAGCUGCUGAACCUCUCCCAGCAGGACUAUGCCAACCGCAUUGAGGAGCUGAACCAGUCCCUGAAGGAGGCGUGGGCCUCCGACCAGAAGGUCAAAGCUCUGAAGAUCGUCAUUCAGUGCUCCAAGCUUUUGUCUGACACCUCAGUGAUCCAGUUCUACCCCAGCAAGUUUGUCCUCAUCACCGAUAUCCUUGACACCUUUGGUCAGCUAGUGUACGAUAGAAUCUGGAGCAUGUGUUCGGACCCACAAACGUUGUCAGACUCGUUCACGGUGGACGAUGUGAACGACACGGCCAAAGAGACGUGCCUCAACUGGUUCUUCAAGAUCGCCUCCAUCAGGGAGCUGCUGCCCAGAUUAUACGUUGAGGCUGCCAUUCUUAAAUGUAACCGCUUCCUCAACAAAUCUGGCAUUCAAGAGACGCUCCCUCGGUUGACGGCCAUGGUCAGAGGGAUCGGAGACCCGUUGGUGGCUGCGUAUACCAGAGCGUACCUCUGCAGGGUGGGCAUGGAGGUGGCCCCGCAUUUGAAAGACAGCUUGAACCGCAACUUUUUCGACCUGCUUGGGACCUUCCGCCAGAUCAGCGACGAGAUCGUGCGGAACCAGCUGGUGAUGCAGCGGGUGGAGGUGCCCGAGUACCUGACGCUCUAUUCGCCCGCCAUCAGCUGGAUCUUGCAGUGCAUCGCCCACCGAGCUCCAGAUCCUCUGCUAACAGAGAUGAUGGAGAGAUGCAAGAAAGUAGGAAACAAUGCCUUGCUGCUGAAUUCUGUUAUGAGGGCGUUCAGGCCGGAGUUCGUUGCAGCCAGAGCCACCGACUUCAUCGGGAUGAUCAAAGACUGCGAUGAGGCCGGCUUCCCGAAGCAUCUGCUGUUUGGAUCUCUGGGUCGCACCCUGGCUUGUGCCGACCCUCCAGAAUCUGAGAGGCUGACGAUCCUGAACGAAGCCUGGAAGGUCAUCACCAAAGUCCGCAGUCCUCAAGAUUACGUCAACUGUGCUGAAAUCUGGGUGGAGUUCACCUGCCGACACUUUACGAAACGUGAGGUCAACACCAUCCUCGCUGACAUCAUCAAACACAUGACCCCGGACCGGGCGUUCGAAGACGCCUAUCCUCAGCUGCAGUCGGUGAUCACGAAGAUCCUCCCCUGCUUCCAGGACUUCUCCGUCCUCUUCUCCAUGGAGCGCUUCCUGCCGUUCCUGGACAUGUUCCAGAAGGACAGUGUGAGAGUGGAGGUCUGCAGAUCCAUCAUGGAGGUCUUCAUCAAACAGCAGGUGGAUCUCACCAGAGACCCGGUCAUCCUCAACGCUAUGCUGCACAUCUGCAAGACCAUGCACGACUCUGUCAACGCUCUCACUACGGAGGAUGAGAAAAGAUCUUUGGCUCUGCUGAUCAUCGGCUUCAUCCGCAUGGUGUCUUUUGGCCGUGACUUUGAGCAGCAGUUGAGUUUCUGUGUGGAGGCCAGAGCCACCUUCUGUAACCUGGAGCCUGUUCUGGUGCAGCUCAUUCACACGGUGAACCAGCUGGCGAUGGAGACCAGGAGGGUGAUGAGGGGGAGUCACUCCCGCAAAACGGCAGCGUUCGUCAGGGCGUGCGCUGCCUACAGUUUCAUCACCAUCCCGUCUCUCAGCAGCAUCUUCAGUCGUCUCAGCCUCUACCUGCUCUCUGGUCAGGUUGCGUUGGCCAAUCAGUGCCUCUCCCAGGCGGAUGCCUUCCUGAAGGCAGCGGUCAGUGUUCUCCCGGAGGUCCCGCGCUCCAUCAGCGUGGACGGGAAACUUCGCUCCUCCGAAAACUUACUGCUGGACUUCAUCAACAACUUCUUGGCCAUGCUUCUGGUUGUCCCGGACCAUCCUGAGCAUGGCGUGCUCUACCUAGUCCGAGGUCUGCUCAACAUGGUGCAGGAUUACACGUGGGAGGACAACAGCGACGCCAAGGUGCGAGUUUACAUCAGCGCUCUGCCCCUGCUGGCCGCCAUGAGCCAGGAAACCUACCUUUACUCCGUCCCCAAAGUGGACUCCAACGAGACGCUCUACGGGGGAGACCCCAAGUUUCUCUCAGAAAUCAACAAACUGUGUGAGACCCUGAUCGGACAGAUCCUGGAUCAUCUGAAGACUCUGGGUCGUGACGAGCAGAACGCACGGCGUCAAGGCACUGUCGCCCUCUCUCUGUUCGCCGUCCUGCUGGCUCACGGCGACCUGAGGAACAACAAGCUGAGCCAGCUCACCAUCAACCUGUGGAACCUCAGCCACAAGCAUGGAUGCUGUGAGACUCGCAUCUCGGUGCGGACUCUGGAGUCCAUCAAACACCAGGCUCAGCAGCCCGACAUGGCUCACCUGUCCGAUACAGUCCAGAGGCUCACACUGCAGUCCCGCACCUGAACGCCCACAUCAUGUACUUACUAAAACAUUUCCCACAUGUCCACACACCAAGAUUGUGUAAAUAAAAGAUAACAAGAAGCACAAAGAACAAA